AUGACGGAAGGCGGUGUUGGAAACGCUCCACUAGAAACCACAGUAGGGAAGUUAUUGCAAAUCAUCCAAGAAUUGGUUGCUAAGUUCGCCACCUUAGAAUCCGCACCUAGAAAAAGGAAUGGAACCGAAGCACGAAAUCCUCAGAUCCACAGAGACGAGCAACCGGCAACACAAACAGAAGCCUGUUUUGGAGAAUUGAUAAGUAACGAAGAAGAGGAGGAAGCAUUUAUAAGAGGUGGUAAUAGAAACAACAGAUGUAACACCAAUGGACAAAGAUCCGCCACCAGCAACGGAUGGGAAACCAAGCAACACACCGCAAAAAGCUCCACGCAAAAAGAAAGAACUAUCAAGGAUUGA
Acaulospora morrowiae is the source of this 357-nucleotide messenger RNA. NCBI's taxonomy places the organism in Eukaryota, Fungi, Glomeromycota, Glomeromycetes, Diversisporales, Acaulosporaceae. The record is from the annotation of a GenBank genome assembly.